Messenger RNA from Lottia gigantea (owl limpet), 3024 nucleotides. RefSeq lists its product as hypothetical. Gene Ontology annotation, biological process: superoxide metabolic process. The record is from RefSeq and is a predicted model, not a curated record. The transcript is spliced from 13 exons. Gene Ontology annotation, molecular function: metal ion binding. Bases 1 to 3024 code for a protein of 1007 amino acids. Lineage: Eukaryota; Metazoa; Mollusca; Gastropoda; Lottiidae.
AUGCAUUUUGCCAAUCAAAAUACAAUCGUCGAUAAGACUUUAAAAUUUAUUUUAGUGUUGAUAGCAGAAUGUCAGUGUCAACAACUAUUAGAAGCGCAUGUAGAAAUGCUGGGUGUCACAGGGAGUGUGGUGUUCUCUCAAAAUGCUCCGGGUGAAACUAUACAAAUACAAUGGAACCUACAGGGAAUCGAUGAAUUUUCUUGGCAACUCAACGAGCUCUAUUUGAACUAUGAUACAAGUGACAAAUGCUUGACCAGUGAUAUCGGCAAUAGAUUGGGUAACGUAGGUGGAACAGUUUUAUCAGUAUCCGAUUCGACUUCUAUUACUGAUACAAGUAUUUCACUAUCAGGUCCGAAUACAAUAGAAGGAAGAACUAUUCUAAUUAGCAACCAGCAGAAAACAGUGUGUGCCUCAAUUUUGCUCCGGAAAGAUUACGACACAAGCCUUUCCAAAUUCGACAACGGCAUUUAUGGAACAGUUUAUUUUCGAAAAGUUCCUGAUUCUUCAAAUACGAUAAUCUACACAGACUUGUUUUUUGAUCAAGCAGCCUCGGUGGAAUAUAAAUGGAUGGUAUACCAAGGACCAGAAGGUGAUUGCAAGUCUGCAACAACGUUGUUCAAUCCAACUAGUUCAGACGGUACAGGCUGUUCAUCAACUGCCCAAACUAAUUGUCCAAUCGGAGAACUAACUCAGAAACUGGGGAACGUUCCAGUUGGGAUCAAUGUUGGUACCACCAAGAGGCGUUUUGUCGACUCCAAUCUACCACUGACUGGAACUAACAAUGGAAUUUCUGGUAACAUUUUGGUACUGCUGAAAGAUAACGGAGAUGUUGCUCACUGUGCUUCUAUCAUGAAAGUCCAAAAGAAAUAUGCAACGGCUUACAUUAGCCGGCAAGGUGUAAAAGGACACAUGAAUUUUAGACAAAACUCGCCCUUUGAUUACACAAAUGUUGAAAUAAGUCUGAGUGGACUUGGCAAUCUAGCUAAUGGAUACCAUGUUCAUAAGUUUCCAGUUCCACAAAGAUCAACCACAGAGCAAGAGGUCUGUGGAAAUGAGUAUGUUUCGGGUCAUUACAAUCCUUUUGGUGUAACUAAUUCUCCAGUUGGUGGAACGAAUGACCAAUACGAGGUAGGUGAUCUGAGUGGUAAAUACGGCGGAUUAGCCGGUAAUGAUGAUUAUAAUUUAACUACCAUUGACUGGAAUCUACAACUAUUUGGCCCAAGAAGCAUCAUCCAAAGAUCUAUUGUAAUACAUAAGAAUGAUGGAUCAAGAUGGAUUUGUGCGAAUAUAAAAAUAUGUCCAGUUCGAACGGCCAUGGCUCGUAUAACCUUCCCAUUUAUAGGUCACGUUAUCUUUAUGCAAGAUAAAGUACUGGAUGGAAGUGAUACGUCAAUUUUUGUCGGACUAAAUUCUGCCGAUGGAACUGUAACCUCAUCAAAAUAUGAUUGGCAAAUUCAUGAAAAUAUGGUCGGAGAAGACAAGUUGCAAAGUGAUGUUACCCAGAGAUGCAUGUCGGCUGGAAAUGUAUACCACUCAUACACAGGCGAAGCCAGUAGCCUUCAAUGCUCCGCUUCAAAUCAGAUAGGAUGCAAAAACGGAGACAUGACAAAGAAACACGGGCAAGUGACCGUGAGAGCGUCUGAUAACACGGAAGCAGAGCAUCUCUUUACAGACUCCAAUAUUGCACUCUCAGGUCCGAACAACUUAGUUGGUAAAUCAGUUGUUCUGCUCGAUGGUACCACAAGAAUAGCAUGUGCUAAUAUCUACGAGAUAAGAGAACGCGUAGCUGUCGUGAAUUCCUGGUCUACGGAUGUCACUGGUUCUAUUUCAUUUUCUCAAAGUAAAGGAGUUACUGAAGCUGACACCGAGAUCGAUAGAAAUGUAAAAAAUCUCAAUGAUAUUGUCGGCCCAUACCAUGUCCACGAAUUUGCAAUUCCGGAAAACGCUGACAAUAAAUGUUCAGGGGCGUCAGUAGCUGGUCAUUUCAAUCCUUUUGGAAUUACUAAUGCUCUUGCAAAUGGAACACAUGAUCAAUAUGAACAAGGUGACUUAAGUGGGAAAUUUGGAAAUCUGUUGGGAGAGGAGGAUAGAUCUUGGAGUAUUGACACGAACUUUGACGUAUUUGGCAUCAAUAGUGUUAUCGGGCGAUCGGUUGUGAUGCAUAAAGCAGUUGACGGUGCCAGGUACUCGUGUGGUAAUAUUAUAGAAGAUGUAACUGUAACAGGCGGAAGUCUGUUUCAAGCCAAAGCUACUUUUGAUUCCAUUCUAAAUGGUUAUGUAAUGUUGAGUCAAUAUCGAUAUCCCGAUGGAAGUAUGAGUGAUACUAGUGUAGAAAUUCAGUUGAAAUAUGCAGAUGGGUCGGCAGGGACAAAUGACCAUAAUUGGCACGUUCAUAAGUACAGUAUACAAGGUGAUGAUCAGGCUGUUACAGGAAGAUGUUCUAGUGCUGGUGGUCAUUAUAAUCCAUUUCGUGUGAAUCUUGAGUCCGGUUAUGAUGAAUGUGGUCGAACAAAUCCCUUGCGAUGUGAAGUUGGUGACCAAAGCAAGAAAUUAGGAACUUAUAAUAUUGGCCAGAGAAAGUUUUCCACUGAUGUUUAUUUACCAUUGAAUGGACCUCAAUCUGUUGUUGGUAGAAGUAUUGUGUUCCAUGCUAAAAGCAAAGGUGCUCCAAGAUUGGCAUGUGCUAACAUAUUACCUGUACAAAACCUAGAACCAUAUAUAAUAACCAUAAACAAUCCGAAUACUAUAGAUAGACCUGCCUUAGCGGCAACUAUUGCAAAAGAAAUUUCAGCACGAAAUUGGGAAGUUAUCGUUCUCGAAAAGUCUGCUGAUACAGUGAAUUGUUUGGAUUUACAAGUAUAUUUCAUAGGACCUAAUGCUCAAAGUUUAAGAGAACGAGCUGUUACUAAAAGUAAUGAAGGUGGUUAUGCUAAUUCAUUAGACUUGUGUUCAGGUUGUUCGGGUGUUUCUGCUCUACGUUAUAUUGUGGUGGUGUUUACUGUGGUUUGCAUAUUAUUUUCAUAA